Bipolaris zeicola 26-R-13 is the source of this 2322-nucleotide messenger RNA. RefSeq lists its product as uncharacterized. Bases 1 to 2322 code for a protein of 773 amino acids. The transcript is spliced from 7 exons. The record is from RefSeq and is a predicted model, not a curated record. Gene Ontology annotation, molecular function: protein serine/threonine kinase activity; ATP binding. Gene Ontology annotation, cellular component: cytoplasm. Gene Ontology annotation, biological process: protein phosphorylation; intracellular signal transduction. Lineage: Eukaryota; Fungi; Ascomycota; Dothideomycetes; Pleosporales; Pleosporaceae.
AUGUCCCAUUCGCCCGACCCGCUGAGCAAACGCCCAUCCGAACCUGACCUCAAGCUCUACACUUCACAGCCUGCCCUCGCCGUUCCCGCCCUCAGCGACGCCGGUCGACCUCCGCCAGUCAAGUACAUGUCAACACCCGCAUACCAGAGCCCGCUACGACACCACACGCGCGCAGCCUCAUCCACCAGACGUGUAAAGGAAACGCUGAAUGCGCGGUCCGAAUACAGCAAUAGCGAAGAUGACGGCAGCGCCCAACAUCGCAUCAACCAAUAUUUGGUGAAACAGGAGAUUGGCCGCGGCUCAUUUGGUGCUGUUCACCUCGCUGUAGACCAGUAUGGUCAAGAAUAUGCUGUCAAGGAGUUCUCAAAAUCGCGACUGCGAAAACGGGCACAAUCCAACCUCCUCCGUCGGCCAGCGGCGAGUAAACGAAUGCGCGCGCUGCCAGCCGGCAUAGGCUUCAAUUCUCCGCUCCACCGACAUUCGACAACCGAAGAAAACAAUGCCUUUGAACUCAUCAAGGAAGAGAUCGCCAUCAUGAAGAAGCUGCACCAUCCGAACCUCGUCACAUUGAUCGAAGUGCUCGACGACCCUGAAGAGGAUUCGCUCUACAUGGUCAUGGAGAUGUGCAAGAAAGGUGUUGUUAUGCAAGUCGGCCUCGAAGAGCGUGCCGACCCCUACAGCGAGGAGCAAUGUCGGUGUUGGUUCAGAGAUAUGAUAUUGGGUUUAGAGUACCUACAUGCCCAGGGCAUCAUCCAUCGAGACAUCAAGCCUGACAAUUGCCUGGUCACCGAAGAGGAUGUGCUGAAAAUUGUCGAUUUUGGUGUUUCGGAAAUGUUCGACAAAGAAGGCGAGAUGAAGACGGCCAAGUCUGCUGGCUCACCUGCUUUUAUGCCACCGGAACUGUGCGUGGCCAAACACGGCCAGGUCUCAGGAAGAGCUGCGGAUAUAUGGUCAAUGGGAUGCACUCUAUACUGUCUCCUCUUUGGGCGGAUACCCUUUGAAAAACGCGGCAUGAUCGAGCUGUACCAAUCGAUACGAAUGGACUCACUGGAGUUUGAAACAGAAUGCGGUGACGACAUCAAAGAUUUGCUAAUGAGGCUUUUGGAGAAAGAUCCAAAGAAAAGGAUAACCAUGGAGGCAAUCAGGGAACACCCAUGGGUCACACGAAACGGAACGGACCCUUUAUUAGCAAAGUCUGAGAAUGUCGCUGUGAUUAUUGAACCACCUACAGACGAGGAAGUCAACGCUGCCAUUACCGGCAACAUGGGCCACCUUGUGACAGUGGUACGUGCAGUAAAGCGCUUCAAGCAACUAUUGUUCAGGCGACGACCAGACCGGAUAGAAAGUAUACUAGGAAGUGCCUCGCGCAUUGUGCAGCCUCCCUUGUCUAUGCGGCCAUCAGCGUUGCGCAAAUCAAAAUCACAGGACACACAUGACCGGCGGCCAGUCGAGGCUGCACUUUCCGCGGAGGGGGUGCACCACCCCAUCAAGGUUGACGACAAAGGACAAAGAGUGCCGAACAAUAUGGACGACAUGGCAUAUUCCAAACCUGGUUUCCGUACAGAAGCAGGAAAGCGCCCCAGUAGACUCACUGCCACCAGCAGUCCGACUAUGCAAACCUCUCCGGGCUUUUCAGAGGGCAAGAUUUCACGCGAAAAUCUGGCAAUCCGACCUGGUCCAAUUCAAUCCAUCUCCAGCCCAACAGGAACCAUUCCGUCGGCAUCUUCACCAACCACGCCCAUUGGUAAAGGACAGGCACAUAACCCGUUGGAGGACACGCUCUUCCUCAACAUUGGAACCGGCGAGAACUUUCAGCCGGCGCCUGAAGAAGGAUGUGUAGUUUCCGAAUCUCCGUCUAAUGUGGAUAUCAAUGUCUACGAAGCCGCUUAUGAAGAAGAGGUCCAGCGCAUCAUUGCACAGCGUCGUGAUCAGCAUAACAACGCAAACCGCCGUCCAACUCUCUACCUUACCCGACGCGUUGAGAAUGUCAAGUCGAUCCGUGAUAGCGAUGCGAUAUUUGACGAAGGCCAAGAUCUCCGCCAGAACAUCAAGGUCAGUCUGAAGAGUUUUGUUACCAAGACCAAGGAAGAUAUUGAGGCACGAGGCGAGCUGCAGAAGCUUCAAGAAGGUAAGGAGGGCAAGCUCAGCAGAACGAUGCGUAACGUGAGAGAAGCGAAGCGGCUUGUUGAAGAGGCGCGAGAACGGGUCAAGACGGAAGAGCGGGAGCGAGAGAGGGAGCGAAGUCGGAGCGCAACGCCUCUUGCUCGAAACAACAGCUCUGGCAAUGCGGUCAGCCGCAGUGGGACUCCAAUUCAGAGCUGA